UGCAGGGCUCACUCCUAGCGACGGAGGCCCUCCUCAAGCGCGGAGCGCCGCUUCGUGACCUGGGGGCUCUCGUGGACAGGGGCUGCCCGGAGGCCAUCGAGUGGGCCAUCAUUGCGGGGCCCAACUUUGAAGCUGAGGGGCACGCGGCAGGCGUGCUUCGGGCCUGGCCUCAGGGCGCGUCUCAGGUGCAGCAAGGGGCGCUCGCCAAUAUUAGCUGCACGACCGCCUACUUCGCGAAGGACGCGCUGGAACCGCUGAGCGACCUGGGCAUCGACAAGCUGAUCACGACGAAGGGGUUCGGCUACAGCGGGCAGGAGGUUGAGCGCGGGGGGCCACUGGUGAUGGGCGAGCUACGACCAGGGCUGCCCAAGCCGAUGUUGGCUGGUUCCGUGCAGGCCUUGGAUCUCGCGGCUCCGCAUGUGCAGGAGUGGUUGUCGGACCCCACGCGGCUCCUCAAGCCUCAGGACGAAUGGCCAGAGGAGGUCCUGAAGGCCAGCGUGCAAGUGACCGACAACGAGGAGUGGUACGCCCUGUGCAAGCACUUGAUGGAGGUAGGCAUCUUCGAGCCUGUCGAGUACCGGGAGAUCUGCCAGGUCGGGGGGAAGCUGGUGCUUGCGGGGGCCUUUGCGGUUGCGAACUCGGGGACCCCGACGCCGCCCUUCACGAGGGUCACCAGGCUCAUCAUCAACAUGGUGCCGCGGAAGGCCUACCGGCGGGUUGCUGAGGCCGCGCUGGACUCGCCGACCCCCAGCUCGACGUGGGCGUCCUUCGACGUGCCUGAUGACCAGGCCUUGGCGUGGACGUCAGACGACCAGUCGGGGGCGUUCCAUCUGUACGCGCUGCCACGGGCCUGGCGGGGGUACAUGGCGUGGCGCCAGCCGGUGCCUGGGUCGCUGGUAGCGCGGCCGCAGUUCCAGUGGGUCAAGAUGGCGGACGCGGUGACCCCGAUGGGCCGGCUGCCUGCUGUGAGCCUGUUCCAGCACCUGCAUCGACGACUAGGCGUCGGUGAUGGGCCUCACAGCGCGGGGUUCGGCAAGAAGGUGGAGUGGGGGCGUGACCGCCCGCGGCCGCUUGCGCCUCAAGCCAUGGCCCAGGCGGGUGUGCAGUGCCACCUGGACGACAUCGAUUCCCCCGAGAUCGUGCCCGAGAGCGUCGCCACCCUCAUCGAGGAGGCCCUCAGCGAUUUUCAGGAACGCCAGCGGGGGGCGUAUUCCUCUGCCCGCAUCCCCUGGUCGGACAGGAAGGCGGUGUGUCGCCAGCGUCGCCUUGUCAGGAUGGGCACCCUCGUGGACGGGGGCGCCGGCCGCGUGGGGGUCACGAUUGAUGACCUGAUGGGCAUCCGGCAGAUGAUCAUGCGGCUGCUUGCUGGCAAGGAGAAGGUGACCGCCAAGGCCUGCCUCCUGGAGCUUGGGCGGCUGGCCCGAGCGUUUGAGUUUCACAGGCCGCUCUUCGCGACGCUCAACGAGGUCGUCCGCCUGCCCGAGGGGGCGCGCACCGAGCCGCUUGUCGCCCUGGGCCUGCUGCCGAUGGCGCUCACCUGCAUCCGCGCGACCUUCGACCCCAUCGUCCUUGCCACCGACGCCAGCGAGGAAGGCGGCGGGCUGUGCUACACGUUGGGCCUCACCAAGCAUGGAGCGGAGGUGGCGGGCGCCGACCCUGGUGAGGAGGGGCUUGCCUUCCUGCCUCGGGGCGCUAUGUCAUCAGGGGGGCUGCCGGAGCUGCUGCCUCGAGGGGUGCCCUGGUUGACAAUGGCGCUCUUCGAGUACCUCGGCGGGAUCGGCGCGGCGGGGGUGGCCUUGUCGCAGCGCCCCUGCAGGGUCGCCAUGUACGCUUCGUCCCUCGAGCUGUCCAAGGCCUCCAGAACCAUUGAGCGGAUCUGCGGCAAGCGGAGCACCAUAUGGUUCGUCGAAAUCGUGGCGGACAUGCCGUUGGACGACAUUGCGAUGGUCACCGAGGUGCUGGGCGUCACGUCGUACCGCAUCGAUGCCAUGAAGGGGGGUGCGGUGCGUAGGCCGCGCCUGUGCUGGCUCUCCUGGCAGCUGCAGGCCCGCGACGACGUGAUCGAGAUCCUGGAGGCUGAGUUCUACCACAAGGUGAAGUUCCAUGUCGCUGCUGAGGCCGUCCCAGUCUGGGCUGAGGACGGCUGGGGCCAGCUUGGCCCUGGUCACGUGCUGCCGCCCGUCGCUAAGCUGUACAAGAGGAGUUCCCCCCCUGCUCCGGUCGCGGGGAUCAAGACGGCCAGCGACAUCGCGAUUGAACGAUGGACAGCCUCCGGCUAUGUGACGCAGCUGUACAAUUUGGAGGACAAGAACCUUCUCUCGAACGCGGCCAGGGACAAGUGGUCGUCGUUCAUCGGGAACUCGUUCUGCGCGCAGGCCGUGUCAUACUGGUUUGCGGAGCUCCUAGCUAGAGAGGCUGGCCGUGUGGCCCCCGACAUUGCGCCGCUGCUCCGCACGGGGGCGGCGUCGCCAUCGCGGGGCCAGGAGCCUGAGUUUGGAGGCGUCGAGGCUAACGAUCCGGACCUCGAGAGGCGGCUGGUGUUCAAGUGCCUGCGGGGCCGGCCCAGCGCCAGGAGGCUGGGGGGCUGGAUGCUGGCGCACGCGUCGUACCUUGUCGCCUGUGGCUGCUGCCCGCUGCACGCGUACGUCGACACGGACUGCGACCCAGUGGAGGUGCCGUCGCGCUGGCUGGACAUGGGCUGCCGGGGGCAUCGGCGCGCUGGGCGGGGCAGCGCGGCUCAGCAGCAGCUGCGCCCAAAGACCGCGCGGGAUGUUGACCAUGGCGUUGCCCUGUACAUCGAGCACGUAUGGCGCACAGGCGGCUCACUACUUGCCGUGAACAAGGCGCUCACUGCUGUGCCAUCUUUCAGCCCGUGCCUGUCGGGCAGGCUGAAGCAGAGCUGGAGGCUCCUGAAGACUUGUCUUAAGCUGGAGCCCAACGACCGUGCCACGCCAAUGCCGCCGCUGCUCGGCCUCGCUUUGCAGGGGCCUCCUGCGGGGAUGCUGGGCAGUGGUGAGAGGCUGCAACGAAGGCCAAGGGACAUUCGCAUCUCUCAGCGACAGAUGUUAGCAAUCGUGGUGCUCCGCAACACUAAGACGGGGCAGCGCUACAGCUGGCUUGAGCUGAUCAUGAUCCGCUCCAGGGUCGCGGGGAAGCUGCUGCCGCAGCAUGUGCUCGACAAGCGCAUCCUGGACAUCAAGGGGUGA
Prorocentrum cordatum is the source of this 3206-nucleotide messenger RNA. NCBI's taxonomy places the organism in Eukaryota, Dinophyceae, Prorocentrales, Prorocentraceae. The record is from the annotation of a GenBank genome assembly.